Messenger RNA from Sinocyclocheilus grahami, 2539 nucleotides. RefSeq names its product 5-hydroxytryptamine (serotonin) receptor 2C, G protein-coupled-like 1 (gene htr2cl1). The record is from RefSeq and is a predicted model, not a curated record. Gene Ontology annotation, molecular function: neurotransmitter receptor activity; G protein-coupled serotonin receptor activity. Gene Ontology annotation, biological process: serotonin receptor signaling pathway; release of sequestered calcium ion into cytosol; phospholipase C-activating serotonin receptor signaling pathway. The transcript is spliced from 4 exons. Lineage: Eukaryota; Metazoa; Chordata; Actinopteri; Cypriniformes; Cyprinidae. Gene Ontology annotation, cellular component: plasma membrane; dendrite. Bases 265 to 1818 code for a protein of 517 amino acids.
AACGGCAUAUGAAAGGAAACUUCUAUCAGCCGCACCAGUUCUGGUAAACAAUAGCAGGUGCAUUUGAAAAAGAUCCGGUUUCCAUGAAUAAGAUCCUGAGCUAGAAAUAUGCAACAGGAAAUGCUAUGGAUAUCCUCCGUGCUGUAGAUUUCUCCUUCAAAUAGCAUUUUGAGUGGAUCACUUCAUUUUUGAACUUCCGAACUCUUCAGCGGCCAUGAGUGGAAGGAGCUCAGAUUGAUACAGGGUGCUAGGAAAAGACAUCAGAUGAUGGGGACACCUGGCGGGCCAGUUCUGGGCGGGUUUGGCUCUACAACAUCCUCCCUAGACCUUGUUGGCUGGAUGGUUUGGCCUGGUAAUACCACCGUGAGCCUGAACCAGAGCUUCUUCUUGACUGACUACAGCUUCAAUCUCUCCUCCUCUUCUUCCUCCUCUCCUCAUGGGGUCGAAAAGGAGUCGAUGAAGGAGAAGAACUGGCCAGCCCUGCUGAUUCUUGUGAUUAUCUCUCUGACGAUAGGAGGAAAUAUUUUGGUUAUUUUGGCCGUGUCGCUGGAGAAGAAGCUGCAAAACGCUACAAACUUCUUCCUGCGCUCGCUCGCAGUGGCGGACAUGCUGGUCGGCAUCUUGGUCAUGCCCAUCUCGCUCAUUAACAUCCUGUAUGAUUAUGCCUGGCCAUUGCCCAGCGCUCUCUGUCCUAUUUGGAUAUAUCUGGAUGUGCUUUUCUCUACUGCUUCCAUCAUGCACCUGUGUGCCAUUUCCCUUGACCGCUACGUGGCCAUAUGCAAUCCGAUCGAGCACAGUCGGUUCAACUCCCGCACCAAGGCCAUGCUGAAGAUUGCUGCAGUUUGGACCAUUUCAAUAGGUAUCUCAAUGCCUAUCCCAGUGAUUGGACUGCAUAACAGAGAAAAGGUCUUGAAAAACGGCAACUGUGCUCUAAAUGAGGAACACUUCAUACUGGUUGGCUCUUUUGUUGCCUUCUUCAUUCCUCUGGUCAUCAUGGUGGUUACUUAUUGUCUCACCGUCCAAGCGCUUCAGCGUCAGGCCACAGUCUUCCUCUAUGAGGACAAAGCCUCUUCUCAACAGCCUUUGCAACCUCCAGCUCCACCUACUUCCCAGUUGGCCCCGCCACCAGCCUCCCGUCGCAGCAGUCUGAACUGUCUACGGAUCAGCAACAGCGAUGGAAACAUGCUCGGUCUGACCGUGCCCCCAGACACCAUCUCAAUAAUCCCAAGUUCAGAAGCACCAUCUCAAAUGAAUUCGCCUGCUGGACGGGACCCAACCGGAACCCAUGGACGGCGAGGCAUGAUGCAGGCCAUCAAGAACGAGCGACGAGCAUCCAAAGUGUUGGGUGUAGUGUUCUUCCUCUUCCUUGUCAUGUGGUGUCCCUUUUUCAUCACUAAUGUUCUGUAUGUCCUCUGCCACAAAGCCUGUAAUAAGCCUGUGCUAACAGAACUGCUCAAUGUUUUCGUUUGGGUGGGCUACAUCUCAUCAGGAGUCAAUCCUUUAGUGUACACUUUGUUUAACAAGACCUACCGAAGAGCGUUUUCAAGUUACAUGCACUGCCAGUAUAGACGGGUGGGGCUUAAUCCCAUCGCUAUACACGCUCCUUGUCCAUCCCAUGCAGUAGUCACUCCCAUCCUGAUCUGCGAAAAAGUUUCCAUUGACCGGAACAGUAACUGCCGCAAUGGGGACGGCAAUGGAAUUCGAAAUCUGGAGCCCCAUGACAUGGGCACUGAGCCCGGACUGGAGCUGAAACCAGGAAUAUCAGAGCUGUCUAUCAGCAGUGGUCACAGCCACACAGAACACACCAGCAGUGUCUGAAAACUAUCUUUUAGUGUGACGUGGAAAACAGGACUGAGCUACAAGUCAUGUUUAGGAGACAUCAGCUGUCUACGCAACCUCAGUUGUAUCACAGCAUAGAAUGUAUGCUUAGUUAGCUACAGAAACAAUAAUCUGGCCAAGGUCAGAAAAGGGAGAGGGAAUGUAACGUGUGUGUGUGUGUGUGUGUUUGUGGUUACAGGUUCAGAUGUUUGAAUGCCAUUAAGUCCUGCAUGAGCACCCAGUCUUUUACUAAAGCGGCAUUGGACAUACAAGACUGCAGUUCAUGCGAAUAUACGACAGAUAGAGUCAUAGCUUCCUCUUGUGGUCAGUUGAAUAAUUACAAAAAGUGUGAAUAAAAUUUUUUAAAAAGAGUUACUGUGUCAUCCAAGCUAGUUGCAUUACAAUAUGGAUGGAGCGAUGCUGUCUAAAUACACUUGCAAGUCAGAUCAUUGUUUGUGUAACUUGUAAACAUCUCCAGUACGAUAUGAUGAAUCCUUUGAGUUGCAGUAAACCAAUAACACAGUUAGGGGUUAUAUCUUAUUUCCUGGUCUAACAAUGCAGAGGAAAUGACUGCUAAACUCUAGUUUUCUUUAAAUCACUUGUUACAGUGACCUAGAAAACAGCAACUUGACAAUGGGGUAUAAGUCAUACUUAACAUAAAAAUUGGAUAAACAAUUUCAAUUUGCAUCUCUAAUGCUAAGACAUAACAAAUGCGGUUUUA